GAACCGGUUCGCAGGAAUGAGCCGGACGUCCCUUUGCUAGAUACGUAAACCAGCUCGUUCUCUACACAAUGACAUUCUAGGUGCGUGAGGUUAUCUCAGUCAGAUCGCCGUGAGUCUGUUGGACUUGAGCUGGACUGUAUUUUCGCACGGAGUCGAGCUGUUUAUGUGCUGAAACGGUUUAAGUUAAAGCAUGUUUGUGCCGGGCGCAAGUGAACAGGAACGUGAAGCUGGCUUCGAUAAGUGAACUCGAAUGUUUUUGCAACUGAAGCAGAGAGACUGAUGUCUGGGAGAUAUAACUGCAUGUCUUUACUGCAGUCACACAAAACUAAAGUUCUGAGGUCGCAGGUAUGUUUGAUCCGGUCGCUAGUGUUUCGACAUCGACACAGUUUCACCUGUGAAGUUGUGGAGUCGUUAGGCUAGUUCAGACAUGCUAACAGACGUCGUUUCGCUUGAGGAAAAAGCGUUUAGAGCUAAACAAAUAAACGUUACCCCAAUGCUGCAAUAAUAUUUUUAAGUGGUCUUUUAUCAUUUUAUUUAAAUACAUUUUCAUAUCGUUUAGUUAUCUGCACGGGUGUGGCCUUGGGUUGUUAUCUGGUUGAUUUGCUCUAAUACAAACACGCCUUAAUACAGGUCUGUUGAGGUCUCAUUGUUUAAAUGCCUUCUGACACUUGUGGCAGUGUAAACUUUACAUGUCGUCUUAAAGCAACACUCAACGUCGUUUUUUGACACUUUAAUAUCUAUAUAAUUAGAUUUAAGAGCUAUCUGUACUUUAUACUAUACUAUAUUUACUUUAUGGCAUACCUAGCUUUUAAUGUGUAGUUAUCAAUUAUAUCAGCUUUCCACCACACACUGACACUUUUUAUUAAUGUUAUAGAAUUGUAAUUUUCUCCUUUGUGCAUUAUAAAGUAGUAGUGCAGACAUGACCGGAGUUGUAGGGCGAGUUUGGGGGUGGGUCAGUCCAGCGAAUCUGUACUCCUCGUGGGGCAAUAAUGCCAAACCUAAAAAACCCCCAUCAACGGAGAUUCAGACUAGAAGCAGAUGGGGCUUAUGGGGACUUACUGCCUGGGUUUGGAGGGGCGAGAACCCCCAAAAGGACCAAAAGACAAUCACUGAGGAAUUCUGGGAGACUGAGGAGACUAUCAAGCCGUUGGAAGUUGAAGAGCUAAGGGCUGAUAUUGGGAUUGAGAAAGCAGCCGCCCAAAGCCCCUCGCGCUGGUGGAGCCGAAUGCUUCCAUCCAGAUACUUUUUCUGGCCCCGGUGGUCAGCAUCCACCACGCUCCGCCAGCAGAAAUGUGCCGGGUGGAGUGAAGGUACAUGGGACAGCGAUGAAGUCGACGGGCAAUCAGACUAUGGGACGCCUCCUCCGUCCCCCACGCCACAGAAAUCUGCAUUCCAGUUCUUCUCUCGCUCGUGGACGGGGGAAAUCGUGCCUGAACACUACGACAUUAGCUUUAAUUUCCUCCGCCACCUCUUUGACUUGUUUGUGGUGGGCUUCCUGACCACCGUAUCUCCUCCGACCAAGUUCAUUUUGGACGUGCUGGGGGUGCAGGGGGCCCUGAAGCUGUGGCUCCAUGGGAUGGCCAUGUUUCUGGUGUCGUCUGUCGGGAUGGCCGGACUGCUGUGGGUGGUACAGGAGUACCUGCUGCUGUUUGCGUUGGUCUACGGUAUCAUGCAAGCGCUGGUCAUCUCUGUCAGUGUACGCCAGAGCGAGGCUUCGGCAGAGGGGGAUGAUGGGAAAGCUGACGGAGAGGUCAGAGAGAGCGAGGGGGAACAGAACGACAUUUGGGAGCAGAAUGAGCCACAGCAGACAGCUGACGAAAGCAAGAGAGGAGUUAAACAAAGGAGCUGAAAGUCUAUUUUUGGUUGUUGACAUGCUGAUAGUCCAGUACCAAAAUCAUUCAUUGAGGAUCUAACCACUUCAACACCACCACCAACAGCUCCCCAUGAGCGAUUGAAGAGCACCCUAAAUAUACCAGCACCUCUUUCUCUCCACCAGUGGACAUUUUUUGCUCGUUUUAAAAUGUAAUUUAAAUUUUUCCCAAAACUAUUUUGAUGUAGCACCCCAGCAGGAGAAGUGACCGUGUAAAACUAGACCAUAACAUCUGCCAUCUACAAACCUGACGAAGCAUGUACAGAACUGAGAAACCAGCGGUGAUGGAAAUACUGUGUGAUUCUGAAAGCUAGUUUGUACUUUUACCUUUUAUAUGGUGAUUUACCAGCUUUGUGACUUCACGUUGAGUGUACUGCACAUCUGCAUGUGUCACUUUAUUCCUAGUUCAGUGUGGCCUCUGGAUUGCUUAUAUCUGCAUUGUGUCCUCUGCUGUUUAAUGGGUUGAGCUGCCCAUCUUUAACUUGCUCCAUUAGUCCAGUCUUAGUGUACUUUUUGAGGGCAAUUAUAGAGGAACUGGACACUUUUUGCAUACAGCAAACCUUAUGUUGUUUUGUACUCAUUUUAUUUUCAUUCAUAGAACCCGUUUAUAAAAAACUGACUUGUGUUUUGGGUUACAUCAUUAAAACCACUCUGUGUUUGAGGUAUAUUUAUGUACACUCCGUUACAUUAACUCUAAUUGUGUUGUCAGUCAUUGCUGUUUCAGUUGAUUAUAUCUGUUGUGCCUCACAAUGUCUGGUACUUCGGCCAGUUCACAGGGAAUUAUGUGUAAAGAAACUACAAGUAAUUUUGCACAGUUGCGUACUGACCGCUUAAUAUCCAAUGCUUUGUUGCACAAACGUGUCUCUCGCUCGCAAGAAUAGCUUUCUCUUCCUGAAUGUUUUCCACAGCUAGCAUUUUAUCUAUGCAUGAUCCUAUUGAACAAUGAAUUAUUUGUGAGUGGCUUUUUCUUUGUAGUACUGGUUUGUAAAUUUCUGCGUUGUUCAUGUCCGUUAUUUAAGCGCUAGAAUUGUUGGUUUACUACAUACAACCCUUAAGCAAUGCAAGUAUAUGUGUAACCUAGGAAGGUUCUUUAAAAUGUGUUUUUCAUUACCAUUGAAAAGUGCGGGCCACUGCUGAAACCAGACAGCUGUGAAUGGAAAUGUCUGCUGUAGAGUGAAAUGCAUUGCAACUCAAGGAUGGAUGUAUCUAUGGUGUGAGAUCCACAUCUGCUGUUCUUAAGUGCUGCACACUGAGUCUUUAAUAGUCCUUACACCUUAAAUAAACUUUCUUUUCCCAUA
Carassius gibelio (silver crucian carp) is the source of this 3168-nucleotide messenger RNA. It is a transcript of the gene cb19h6orf47, whose product is annotated as chromosome B19 C6orf47 homolog. The transcript is spliced from 2 exons. Lineage: Eukaryota; Metazoa; Chordata; Actinopteri; Cypriniformes; Cyprinidae. The record is from RefSeq and is a predicted model, not a curated record. The coding region runs from base 920 to 1849 and encodes 309 amino acids.